Bombus impatiens (common eastern bumble bee) is the source of this 2479-nucleotide messenger RNA. RefSeq lists its product as uncharacterized. The transcript is spliced from 5 exons. The record is from RefSeq and is a predicted model, not a curated record. Lineage: Eukaryota; Metazoa; Arthropoda; Insecta; Hymenoptera; Apidae. Bases 610 to 1326 code for a protein of 238 amino acids.
CGCGUAUAAUAUGACCAGCGUAAUAGUUUGAAACGAAACGGUCGCGGGAGCGGAUCGAGUUCCUCGUCCAACCAUUUCUUCCCCACUUUUUUUUUCAUUUUUUUAAUCUCGCGAUCCUUCGUCGUCGUCGUCGUCGACGACAUCGGGCUCGAUGGAGAACGGAAGUGGCACGCGACAGUACCGAAGGGAACCAAGGGAACGCUUGUACGUACACGUCGUGCACGCUUUAUGCCGCGUUUCCAUCGUGGAAAAUACGUUUGAAUAUCCCAAACCCGACUUUCUUAAAAAUAUCUUUCGAUAUAAAUGAAACUAUAAAAGAAAACAGUUUGUUCCUGUUCGUGCUACCAUACGAGGUCAACUAUCGCGGAGGAACGCGGACCAACAGGUUGGAAGGGAAGGCGAGGACAGGGGAUCAAAGGCUAAAAAAAGACGAAUUAAAAUUGUGCAGGUAGAGUCUGCGGUAUGCGACAAAAACGAGCAUUUUGAUCGAGGAAAGCCAGGAAGAUCGAAGGCCGAAUAAUUCGAUGCAAAUGCGUCAGGCAGGCAUCGAAACGACACGACGGUACCGCCAAGCUCGAGUAUAUCGUGACUACAACAACACGCUCCAAAAUGUCCUACGGCUCGAAUCCAUCGGUGAAAAGGACCGCGUUUCGGCGAACGAUGACAAUGCUGGCCGCUAUGGAAGCUACUUCGAACAAGCGUAAUAUCACGAACAUGUAUGAAGAUGCCAUUUUACCAGAAUACAAUGUCACCACGACAGCAAGCGGAGCGGCUAGUAAGACGAGUCACUUCGAGACCGAUUUGCAUGGGAAUGUUAACAUUCUUCUCGGCGGGGCGAUGCUCAGCGGCGUGAUUAUGGUCGUCCUACUGAUGUGUUACUGUUGUCACAAGAGCAUCCGGAAGAACCGACCGCAAGAGUACCCGCAAUACUGGAGGACAGAGCCAGACGUGCAUAGCCUCGAGGUCUUCACCACGGAAGCGCACGCUGCUUGCUGCGAUAGACAAUCGAUAGGCGAGGGAAACUUGGACGAGAGCACUUACGGACCCCCUUCGUGUCCUGUGACGCCAAACUCUGGCCCUGGACCACCACCGACCUACGACAGUCUGAUCUUCGACUCAAGAAGCCUGCCCAACUUCAUCGAUAAGAAGCCCGAAGGUGCGGAGACGCCAGGAAUUAUAAUCCCUUCCAUGGUGUCUACGUUACUAAGCUUGAGCACGACCGUGAGAUCCACGGAAUGCAACGAGGCCACGGAACAAGAAAUCUCGGACGAAGGAUUGCCUUCUUACGAAGCCGCCUUAAAGCUGGACGCGAACGGCUACGUGUAACACCGGCGACCGACACGCCUCUCUGAUCCCGAAGAAUUUUACGAUUCUUCGAAUCGAUCGCGUUCCUUCGCGUAUCUGUGUUCAAGUAGAGCAAAGAGAUUGGAGCGUCGAGGGAUUGGAAAGAAGGAAGUUAGGUCCAUUGAUUUUUCACUUUUGCGCCUCCACUUCUCUACCUACGUUUGGGAAAGCCUUGCCUCCUUGUGUUUACAGCGUCGCGAAGAGAAGCUUUUUCGACGGAUCAGACUGAGACUCGAGCAAGACCGUGCGCAAUUGAAAUUUCUGAAAGUUACGAUCCAAAGGAACAGGACGAGCAAAGAGUGACACUCGGAGUGGAGCAGUUGGAGGAUGUUUGGAAGAGAAGUUUCUAGUCUUCGUUUUUGAUCUCGAGAGAAGAAUUCGUCGAGCAACGAAAUUGUAAGUUGACAAGCAUCGGACGCUUAGAUCUAAUUGCGGAAUUUUGAAAAAACAGAGCGAAUUUAUCGAACCAAGAUCGAGCAGUUUCCAAUCGAUAUGUUCCAAGUUACUUAGAAGGAAGAUAUAGGCGUUCUUUUUUUGGCUUCGAAGAAAAGAGGUUUGUCUCGAGGAAGAAGUUGAGAUAAAUAGAAGCACCUGUGGAUGUUCGAUCUUGCGAUCGAAUUUAUGGGAGACGAGAAAUCGUUCGAUGGAGAAUAGAUUGCAAUCCAUAGGUUCGAAAUUACGUGCCUGGCAAGAACGAUCUUCGCCUGUGAUUUUUAAAGAAGAAAAGAGCCGUGAGAUAAAUAUUCAGGACAACAUUAAAUUUCUAAUCGAGUUUGCGACGAAUGAAAAAUUACGUAUCGAGUGAUGUGCUUCAGACUAUUUGAGAAAAGAAAGGAAACAGUGACGGUCGAAAUGGAGUACGCGAAUCAGGUUCGAUUUUUCUGAAACCGUGACACUCCAUCUGUGAAUUAUUAUCUGUGAAUAUAAUGCGAUUAGAUGAAUGUUGAUUUGUGUUUGAUUAAAUCGAAUACCGAGAUUCGAGAAUUCAGCAACAUCGUGCAACGAACGUAUUCCAAAGAAUAUCCCGCAUAAUAUCUCAUUUCAUAUCAUUUAGAAACUCGAAUUCUCAUCAAUUUUCAUGUAACGUGUAAACCUGCUCUAAAUAAAUACGAGAAAUAUAUAAUACACGAGCAUU